AUGUUUAUUGCUUAAUGUUUAUUCUAUAUAUAGUUUCUGUGAUAUUUGUAGUGCCAAGAUUACGAGUUGUAGCAAAUGUGAUAUAUAAUUGGACAUAGCUGUAUGACACAUUUUCCGAAGUCACUGAAAUCGCACAUCAUUAUGGUUCUACGCACUAAAAGCUUAUUUCUGUAAAAUGUUAAAUGAGUUGGAGUGCGCAUGGUUGGCCCUUUUUGGUGAAUGUAUUGUUCCAGAGUUACGCCAUAAUGAACACAUUUUGAAUUCAUCUAUCGCAUCUGAAUUCUCAUCGUUAGAUCGGGAUGACAGUAUAUCGAAACCUGAAGAAGCGAAAUUAUACAGUUUGAAAAAGGUUUUACAAGUUAUUUUAGACAACCCGGACACCGAGCUUACAGAGGUCGGUGUAGAAGCAGUGUUCAAAGCACGGGAGGAACUUGUCAAUCUUUUUAAAAAUGUUGCUCAAUCGGAGGGAUUCAGUGAGACACUAAAAGAUGCCAUUAAGUUGGUUAUAGUAGAUGCAUUGAAUCGCAAGGUCAAAGAACGUAACCCAGAUUACACCAUACCGGACGUGGAUGUCAGCAACGUUAAUGCAGCAAAAGGAUAUUUUGAAAAAUCAGCUGAUAUUAAGGAUAUUUUAAGAGAGAUUAAAAAGGUAGACCACUACAUAAACGCCACUCAAAUGGAGAUUCAGCAGAUGAAAAGUAACCUACAAACGGUAAAUGGGUAUAUAACUGCUCUCCAAGAUAAAGAAGGCUCAUAAUUUGCAAGUUUUUUUGCAUAAUCCACAUACCGCUGUAAUUCAAACACACUUACAAUUUCUCUAUAAUAUUUAGCA
This is a messenger RNA of Babesia bovis T2Bo, 832 nucleotides long. RefSeq lists its product as uncharacterized. Lineage: Eukaryota; Apicomplexa; Aconoidasida; Piroplasmida; Babesiidae. The transcript has 3 exons. The record is from RefSeq and is a predicted model, not a curated record. Bases 176 to 757 code for a protein of 193 amino acids.